Molecule: messenger RNA, 2503 nt
Organism: Lycium barbarum (goji berry)
Lineage: Eukaryota; Viridiplantae; Streptophyta; Magnoliopsida; Solanales; Solanaceae
Exons: 2
Coding region: 268-2220 (650 amino acids)
Biological process (GO): regulation of translational fidelity; 'de novo' cotranslational protein folding
Cellular component (GO): cytosol
Molecular function (GO): Hsp70 protein binding; ribosome binding
Source: RefSeq, a predicted model, not a curated record
CUUCUUCCUCUUUCAUUCAGCUGGGUUGAGGCAGCAGCUGAGUUCCCCAAACUAAACCCUAGCUCCUCCCUCUGCCGCUCUCUUCUUAUAACUUAACCCCCUUUUUUUUUUUUUCAAAGAUCAUCCUCAGUAAUCAGAAACACAAUUAGAUAAUCACGAAAAGGCUGGAGACUGCAAAAGGCUGCUUUUCUCAUCUCUUGCCCCAAGUGUAGCUGUUGGUAUAUGUGUUCAUAUUCAUCUUCUAAACUUGAGGGCUAAACUUUCUCUAUGGCUUCCAGGAGUAGCAUCCGUCUUAUUUCAUACUCAGAAGAGAUUAUAAAUGGUGAACCUAUCUAUAUUUCCUCGAACUGCUGUCCUAUUAAAGCUCACAAAUAUGAGCCUGCUGGGCUUGCUUUUCACUCUGCUGCUCUUAGACUGAUUGGCCAUGUUGAGAAAGAAGACCCCAAAGACAGUAAAGAAAAUGUUCCUAAUGACAAGGAACAGACAUUUACAUAUUCAUCAGAAUCAUACAGCUCUAAGGGUAAAAAGAAAUCUUCUACUGGGGAAAAGGUACAAGAUCAUUAUGCAUUGUUAGGUUUGAGCCAUCUAAGGUAUCUUGCUUCUGAGGAUCAGAUAAGGAAGAGCUACCGUGAUGCUGCAUUGAAGCAUCAUCCUGACAAGCUGGCUUCUCUUCUUCUAGCUGAGAAAACUGAAGCUGCAAAACAAGCUAAGAAGGAGGAAAUAGAAAACCACUUCAAAGCUAUUCAGGAAGGAUAUGAGGUUCUUAUUGACCCUGUUAGAAGAAGGAUUUAUGACUCCACAGAUGAAUUUGAUGAUGAAAUCCCAACUGAUUGUGCUCCACAAGAUUUUUUCAAGGUCUUUGGACCUGCAUUUUUAAGGAAUGGCCGUUGGUCAGUCACCCAACCUAUCCCCUCGUUAGGUGAUGAGAAUACUCCAAUUAAAGAAGUGGAUAGCUUUUAUGAUUUCUGGUACAGCUUCAAAAGCUGGAGAGAGUUCCCACAUGCUGAUGAGUUUGAUCUUGAACAAGCUGAAUCUCGUGAUCACAAGAGGUGGAUGGAAAGGCAGAAUGCAAAACUGUCAGAGAAGGCCAGAAAGGAAGAAUCUGCUAGGGUACGUACACUUGUUGACAAUGCCUAUAGAAGAGACCCUAGAAUCUUGGGAAGAAAAGAGGCAGAGAAAGCAGAGAAGCAGAGAAAGAAAGAAGCUAAGAUACUGGCGAAGAAAUUACAGGAGGAAGAAGCAGCUAGGAUUGUUGAAGAGGAAAAGCGUAAGAAAGAGGAGGAGGGAAAAAAAGUUGCUGAAGCUGCUUUGCAGCAGAAGAAGUUGAAGGAGAAAGAAAAGAAAUUAUUGCGAAAAGAGCGGAGUCGUUUAAGAACCCUUGCAGCUCCUGUGUUGUCCCAGCAUAUGCUUGGGCUAACUGAUGAUGAUGUAGAAGGUAUCUGCAUGUCAUUUGACAUUGAAAAACUGAGGAACUUAUGUGAUAAGGCCGAUGGAAAGGGUGAGCUUGUGAUAGCUGAACUUCUCAGGGAGGCACUUGGACGUGAACACAACUUGAAAUAUGAGAAUAAAGUUGAAAAGAGUAAGUCACAGCAAAAUGGUUCUCUGGAGAGUAAAAAACAAGUUCCUCUGAUGAGCAGUGAGAAAAAGGAGAAACCUUGGAGCAAAGAAGAAAUUGAUCUUUUGAGAAAGGGGAUGGUGAAAUAUCCUAAAGGAACUUCUAGAAGAUGGGAAGUUAUUUCCGAAUAUAUUGGUACUGCAAGGACAGUUGAAGAGAUCCUAAAGGCUACAAAAACAGUUCUGCUCCAGAAGCCUGACUCUGCUAAAGCUUUCGACUCCUUCCUUGAGAAAAGAAAGCCAGCACCGACUAUUGCCUCUCCUCUUUCCACAAGGGCAGAAGUAGAGGGGGUAGAAAACAGUAGCAAGCCUGAAAGUGAAAGUGCUAAAUUAGCUGAUUCUCAGGAAUCCCCUAGUCAAAACACAAACAGCCAGAACACUGAGGAUGCACCUGCAGCAAACGGGGUUUCCUCGAGUUCCGAUUCAGACAUAUGGUCCGCUGUUCAAGAAAAAGCUUUAGUUCAAGCUCUGAAAACCUUCCCCAAGGAAACCAGCCAGCGGUGGGAACGAGUUGCAACUGCAGUCCCUGGGAAGACCGUGAACCAGUGUAAAAAGAAGUUUGCAUUACUCAAAGAGAACUUCAGGAACAAGAAGAGUGCAGUGUGAGGUUAGUGGUGCUUGAUACUUCUGAGUCUAGUUUUUCCGAUUUCUAUCUGUUCAUUGUUCAGGCAGGCGCAACAAAGCUCACUCGGGAAAUGCAUUGUGACAUCAUACCCCAGUCCACUUUCAGUACCAUUUUUGUCCAUUAAGCAGUAGCAUUUACAUAUCCACUAUCAGUAGGGCAUUGUGAAGUUACUAUACUGGAAUACAUUAAUAUUUGAUGGGAAAUACCGAUGAUACCUAAAGUUAUGCAUCUUUAUAUUUAUUUUGAUUGUUUGAUCAAAAUUUA